AUGGAAGACGCCGUUCGCCCCAGCGAGCAAGGCGCUCGUAGCAUGUACGCGCAGGGGUACGAAACAUGGUUCACGAUAUUCGAAAGCGCGUCCAGAGAAACAUCCUUGCCAAGAGAAACCCUGCAACGCUUGGGAACCGCCUUUCCUAACCAGCCUUGUUUUCCAAACAAUGUCGCCGUCGAUAGCAUUUUUGACAACGCUGCUUUGGUCAAAGGGAUCAUUUCCUGGCAUCCAACCAGUGAUUCAGGCCAUUUGCCGCCAUUCAAAGAAGAGUCCAUUUUCAAGAUUGCAUGGAACAAGCCAACCAGGGUGGUUCUGACAUCAGAUAUACGGCAAGCAAAGGCUACUCUGCCGGACAUCUUUGGUGAAGGCAGCCGCCAUAUUCCCGUCCUUCUUCAAGCUUGGGCAUACAUUCUUUCCGCAAGAUGGGCUGAGUUAAUCCCCAGCGCACGUGUUCGGUUCAGUGGAGAAAUCGAUGGGUCUCCCCCAAAGGUGAACAAAGAAGCUGCUGCUACAAUAAAUAUCGGUGCAGUGAGUGGAGACGCCGCCAGGUGGUGGAAUGCCAUACUAUCGGUCAAGGAGAGUUGGGAUGCCACAAUCUGCAAUAAAAAAGGCCAACCUCUUCAUUCACCAUGGUCUACGACACUGACAUCUGAACACCCUUUAUUGGUCUUGGCAGAAAUCGAAACAGAAGCAUCAACGCCUAACGACAAUCCACCUUCGUCGUCUACAGCGCGCCGUUAUUUGACCGACUACUGCAUUUACCAUGGCAUCGACGGUGAUGUGAACCUGGCAGCCUUCGCAGCAGCCUUACUCAUUCCGGCUGCCAAGUACGACGGCAGAGGGAUGGGGAUACCGGUCCCAAAGAUAGUCCGAGAUCAGCACAGAGGAGAGAACGAGCGCCCAGCAGCCUCCAGUUUUGAGACUCCUGAUCCUCUCCAACUUGACAAGCUCUUGACGCUUAGUUGCAAUGCCAAAGCAGUCAAGGCUCUCCUCACCAGUGUGUUCUUCGAAUCGGGCGUCGAAAGCAACAUAUGCGGCAUGUGGCUACGGGGCUCGUUUACGUUUCUCAGCACCGUCAAAGACCCCCAUGUACUCCUGCGUACCAUGAUAAAACGCGAUCCGGAGCUCGGUUUCUUGUGGGUCGGUGCUUUCAUAACAGGGUGUCACGAUAGAGCACUACGUGAGGGCCGCAGCGGUUGGUGGAAAACUGAUCUUGGGGCAGCUGCUUGGACAGGCACACUGAUGUCUUUCAUUCAAGAACCAGUGUUCUGCCCGCCGCCAGGAACAAUAUCAAACCCACGCGCUGACGAGUGUCGUCUAUCGUACCUCUGCCAUGAUAUGAAUUACACCACGCCGCCAUUGUUUCCCUUUGCACCAUUCGGCUCCACCGCUCUACUUGACACCAAUCUUAAUGUUCGAGAGCAUUCUUCUUGUGGAAGAGAUCAUGUCCUCAACUAUGUCGGUUUAACCUGGCGCUGCAGUGACGGCACAGAAGUCAAACAAGGGCCGGAGAUGCCAGUAAUCGCGAUGAGACCCAAGGUUGGGAAACAGUCGGGUUCCGACAAACAAGUUGAUAUUAAUUAUGAAGAUUAUGAUUCAGAGGACGACAAUUCGGAAAUGGUGACCAGAAACAUCUUCACCUGGCUUCGUGGAGAAGAUGGGUUCCCUGUUGCCGAGAGGGCGAUCCGUGAGCACGAAUGGAUUGAUAACUUGGAUUCUGAUGACGAUGAGCCCAUUGAGGGAGACGUACGUUCUACUGUCGGGGGACGUCUUCAUGGGUGGUUGUUGAAAACAACAACACAAAGGUCGUAUUCCAUCUAA
Molecule: messenger RNA, 1824 nt
Organism: Fusarium venenatum
Lineage: Eukaryota; Fungi; Ascomycota; Sordariomycetes; Hypocreales; Nectriaceae
Source: RefSeq, a predicted model, not a curated record